AUGGCUGCUAACCUAACGACUGUCAACGGCGAUCCACUCCCACCGGGUACUUACUACUUCUCUCGCAUCAGCGACACAGAUCAUGCUGGUUAUGUUUGGAUUGUCGCAUUGCUCUCUCUGAUAUAUCCAUUUGGCACGUUGCUGGUGCGGCUGAAAGUCAGAUGGGGUCUGUAUGGUGCCGACGAUUGGGCUUUGGUAGCAGCGACAUUCGCCGCUGUAUGCCAACACAUUCCUAUCUUCGUUGGCUUGGGGGCUGGGUUUGGUCAAUCGAGCAAUGUCCUACAACAGAACCAGUUGCCUGGAAUUGACAAGGCAAUGUACACUGCCGAAGUGAUGUUCAUCCUUGCGUACACGUUGUCGAAAGUGUCCCUCGCCUUGUUUGUCAGACGCCUCUUUACCCAUAACAGAUUACUCAACACCAUACUGUGCUGGUCACUAUUAGGUGUAACCAUUAUCUGGGGCGUUGUCGCGCUUUUCGUUCUUCUGAUUAAGUGUUCGCCCUACCACUUCUUCUCGAAGGCAGCCAGGUGUCCAUCUUACAUCACUCGGUGGAGGGUUGUGACAGUUUUCGAUAUCCUCACAGAGGCGGCACUCAUGAUCGUACCUUCAUAUUUGGUGUCUGGUGUCAUGCUUGGUUCGCGCCCGAAGAUGCUUGUCAUGACGGCAUUCGCGUUCAGACUUGCGGUUGUUGGGUUCUCUAUCGCUCAUCUGCGACGAUUAUCAUUGACCGUGGGAGCCAAAGACAAGGGCUUCGCCUUCAUACCUCCGGCUAUCUGGAUCCAGAUAUGGUUGGCAUGGUCCUUGGUCUCCGCAUCGAUACCAUCGUUCCGGUCAUUCAUGAGCCCUUUCGACAACAUCACUGUUGCGAAGACAGACGAUUCGCACAGCGCGUCGCGCUCAGAGGCGAAUGGAGCGUAUCUCAUGAUGGGACCAAUCAAAUCCAGUCACCGAAACAACGUCGCAUCGGCACGGUCAGCAUCUCAAGGAAUAAGCUUGAGCUCAAAGCUAGGCACGAGGACGUCAGUACAUCACGAAUCCCGAGAUCGAGCAACGGACGAGAAUCAGUCCAUCAGCUCUCAGACAGGCAUCAUCCGCAAGGAAGUCGAAUGGGAAAUCAGACACGACCACGAGCCGCUGUGA
This is a messenger RNA of Aureobasidium subglaciale EXF-2481, 1140 nucleotides long. RefSeq lists its product as uncharacterized. Bases 1 to 1140 code for a protein of 379 amino acids. Lineage: Eukaryota; Fungi; Ascomycota; Dothideomycetes; Dothideales; Saccotheciaceae. The record is from RefSeq and is a predicted model, not a curated record. The transcript is spliced from 6 exons.